AAUACACUUUCCGUUCCCAGAGGACGUGAGGGGAAACAACUACAGUUCCCACACUGCAAUGCAAACAAAACUUAAGAGUUUCACUUCCGCUUUUACUGCUGCUAGUGUUUCCGCGUCCGGCGACAGCUACCAACUAAUAACUGCUCGGUAAAUAUAGAACGGUUUAUCUGGAUUAGGAUUUCCGAGGACGAUGAUUGAUAUCAAAGCAUGGGCAGAAUAUGUGGUGGAGUGGGCAGCCAAAGAUCCCUAUGGCUUUCUUACCACGGUUAUCCUGGCAUUGACCCCUCUGUUUAUCGCCAGCGCCCUGUUAUCAUGGAAACUCGCCAAGAUGAUCGAGGCCAAGGAGCGUGAGCAGAAAAAGAAACAAAAACGACAAGAGAACAUUGCCAAAGCCAAGAGAGCCAAGAAGGAUUGAGCUUGGGACAGAGAGGGGUCAACAUAAUAGUCCAGUCCCCUGAUGUAUGGCUCCUCUCUUAACCACGGACAGUUCUUAUGGGACCUGGAGCAAGACUGGGUCUGGAGGCCUUAGUAAACCCUUAGAGGAAACAUAAUGGGAGGGUUGAUUGCUUGAUCUCAGUAGCAGGACUGCAGUACUUUUCCAGGAUAUUAUCAAUACAGUGGAAAAUGCACUGCAUUAUUGUGCUAUCCACUACUGUGCAGUACUCUGCAUUCCAUUUUUUAUUGGGUUGAUUGUUUUUUCCAAGUUGAAUCCACAAAACACUUAAAUUGUUUUUUUUUUAAUAAUAAAGAAAAUUCUUAACAUGAA
This is a messenger RNA of Ctenopharyngodon idella (grass carp), 766 nucleotides long. RefSeq names its product small integral membrane protein 15 (gene smim15). The coding region runs from base 191 to 415 and encodes 74 amino acids. NCBI's taxonomy places the organism in Eukaryota, Metazoa, Chordata, Actinopteri, Cypriniformes, Xenocyprididae. The transcript has 2 exons. The record is from RefSeq and is a predicted model, not a curated record.